Molecule: messenger RNA, 753 nt
Organism: Nematocida homosporus
Lineage: Eukaryota; Fungi; Microsporidia
Exons: 1
Coding region: 1-753 (250 amino acids)
Source: RefSeq, a predicted model, not a curated record
AUGGACCAGCGUACGUACGAGGGCAUGUCUGCCCCAGAGAAAAUUCCAAUGAUGGACAAGAACUUACGAUUUUACUUAAGGAAAGAGAUAAAGAGUUAUACUCCUGUAAAUCCGGAUGAGAUUAUAGAUAAGAUUGAGGAAAUGUCACGUGAAGAUAUACCCAAUCCUCGUAUGGCGUUAAUGUCGACUUUUGAAGAGAUCUUUCAAGAUAAAACACUUCUCUUUGUAAAUAGGUUGAUGGGAUACCAGAGGAGGCCUUGCCGAGAUGGAGCUAAUUGCCGGCGAUUAGGGUGCUACUUUAAGCAUCCGCCCAUUGAUGAGAACAUGAUGGAGAUUGAUGAGCGGCCGAUGCAUCCACGUCGUGAGGAGAGGUACAGUAUGGCUGGGGGUGAAGAUCGGCAUGGCGGGGCUAAAAGCUUACUGGAUAAGCAACGACGGAUUGUGGAGAUUUUAAGUAAACGGUUGGACUUGCCGGAUGAUGUUUUAGGCUUAAUUGAGCAGCUUAAGAAGCUGACUGGGCGGAUUAAGCCUGGUAUGUUGGGACAAGUUAUGGCGGAUUUAAACAAUACCAGUACCCGCUUUGUAAUCAGCAAUAGAAAGGGGUGGAUGACGAGAGAGCAUUUGAUGACGUAUCCUGGGGUUGUUUGUGUGGGUGAUGAUGGAGUAAUAGAAUGUGCUACUCGGCCGGAUGCUGAACAGGUCUUUGAUAUGAUUUCUAAGAUAGAUUACAGUGCUAAGCCGACUUGGAUCUAA